Molecule: messenger RNA, 1086 nt
Organism: Homalodisca vitripennis (glassy-winged sharpshooter)
Lineage: Eukaryota; Metazoa; Arthropoda; Insecta; Hemiptera; Cicadellidae
Product: golgin-84-like
Exons: 8
Source: RefSeq, a predicted model, not a curated record
CUGCUUAGAGUUGACGUUGAUGUUCAGUGAAGGGGUUAUCUAAUUUCUAAGAUUUUGUGGUUUAUUACAAAAAUCAGCUUCAAAAGUUUCUAAAAUAAGUUAAAAUGCAAUAAUACAUAUCAAAAAUAGAAUGAUCGAAUACUCAGUACCGAAAUGUCAUGGAUAUCUGGGUUUGCUGACAAGGCUGAGCAGUUAUUGAUAAAAAUAGACCAAAAUGCAGCUGACAAACUGCAGAAAAAGAAAACUGUAAAACCUUUGGAGGAAACAAGGUUAACUGAAGUUACUACUGAUCCCAGCCCAGUCCUGAGAAGGCACAAGUUAACACCGCCACCUACACCGGUGAAGAAGUCUCUGCCACUAGUCAAGUCAGCUCCUGUCAUGGUCAAUCAGUCUCAAGAGGAAGAUAAACUUAUUGAGUUCCUCAAUGACAACUCCAAACCUGCCACUCAGACGGAUGGAAGCAAAACUGACAAUGCAGUUGAAGACAACAGCCAAGGUCAACUGGAGGCGGAGAAGCAGAUGUUGAAGAACGAAGUGAGAGUGCUGAACAAUGAGUUGUCUUUGCUGCUGCAUCGAACACGAGCUGCUGAGAAAGAAGCAGAGACUCUGAAAGCAGAACUCAGCAAUGCAGAGACAGUUCGACUCAACCUGCAAGAUGAGAUGAAGGCUGUCAUGUCCCAGCUGAGUUCUCUCCAACAUCAACAUCACACUCUGGUUGCGGACAAGAGACAGCUAGAGGAGCAGAGAGAGACUGUGACGGGGGAGGAGAACAGGUGCAAGUGCUGCAGGAACAGAUCCGACAACUGCAAGACCAGAACAACUCUCUUACUGAGAGUGUCAGUGUCAAAUCAUUGCGUAGCGAGUCACGUCUUCGUCACUGGGAACAUGUGCCUGCAGGCUCAGGAGCGACAGUGUGGAAGAGUGGAGUCAGCGAGGCAGCAGCAACAGCUGGAGUGUGACUCGUUGACUCAGCAGCUGACGCAGUUGCGCGCAGAGUUGGACCAAUACCGAGCGAGAGCUCAGCGCACUCUCAACGACAAGGAGGCUCUCAUCAGCCAACUCCGGGCCAGCAACUCAGAUGCUUCU